UACACGGUAGAGGCUCCAGUCCAGAUCGGAAAGCGCAAGAACACAAGAGCUAGCUACGAGCAGCGCACGCCCGGGAAAUCUCGACUUGGAGCGCUUUGCCAAGACGAAGCAGCUAAAGAUGUGCAGCCAUGGCCAUGCGGAGCCGGCGACGGCGUGCGUCACGUGCCCGCCGCCGUCGCAGGGGCGGCUCAUCACGGUGCUCAGCAUCGACGGCGGCGGCAUCCGCGGUCUCAUCCCCUCCACCAUCCUCGCCUGCCUCGAGUCCAAGCUCCAGGAGCUGGACGGGCCGGACGCGCGCAUCGCGGACUACUUCGACGUGAUCGCCGGGACGAGCACGGGCGCGCUGGUCACGUCCAUGCUGGCCGCGCCCGGCGAGAACAAGCGGCCGCUCUUCGAGGCCAAGGAAAUCAACAAGUUCUACCUCGACAACGGGCCCAAGAUCUUCCCCCAGAGGAGCUGGGGAUUGCUGACCCCGAUAGGGAACAUGUUCGGCGCCGUCAUGGGUCCCAAGUACGACGGCAAGUUCCUGCACGACAAGAUCAAGAGCCUCACCAACGACGUCACCGUCGCCGACACCGUCACCAACAUCAUCGUCCCGACGUUCGACGUUAAGUACCUGCAGCCGAUCAUCUUCAAUACCUAUGAGGCCAAGGUGGACCCGCUCAAGAACGCGCACCUCUCCGACAUCUGCAUCAGCACGUCCGCCGCGCCCACCUACUUCCCCGCGCACUACUUCACCACCCGCGACCCCGCGGGCAAGCUGCCGGACCGCGAGUAUCACCUCAUCGACGGCGGCGUGGCCGCCAACAACCCCACCAUGGCCGCCAUGUCCAUGAUCACCAAGGAGGUGCUGCGCCGCAACCCCGACUUCACGCACGGCAAGCCCGCCGAGUACGGCAACUACCUCAUCAUCUCCAUCGGCACGGGGUCCGCCAAAAUGGCCGAGAAGUACACCGCGCCCGAUUGCGCCAAGUGGGGCGUCCUCCGCUGGCUCUAUGACGGUGGCUUCACCCCGCUCAUCGACAUCUUCUCCCAUGCGAGCGCCGACAUGGUCGACAUCCACGCCGCCGUGCUGUUUCAGGCCCUCCGCAUCGAGAAGAACUACCUACGCAUCCAGGACGACUCGCUCACGGGACACACGUCCUCGGUCGAUAUCGCCACCAAAGAGAACAUGGAGGCGCUCAUCGGGAUCGGUAAGAAUCUUCUCAAGAAGAAUGUGUCCCGGGUGAACAUUGACACAGGGAUGUAUGAGUCCGUCGACGGCGAGGGCACCAACGAAGAGGCGCUCGCGCGCUUCGCCCGGAAACUCUCCGUCGAGCGUAAGCUGCGCCAAACCAACCUCAACUCUAAAUAAUAGAGAAGAGGUCGGUUCGAAAGAGAAGAGAGAUGAAGAAGCACCAUCUGCUAUGCUUGGAGAUGCAGACGGACGCGCGGCGGAAGAUACGCAAACCUUUGUUAUUUUAAUAAUUGUGCUUGUUAUAAUUAUGCUUUCGUGGACAAAAGUCGACGAAUGUUGAUUUGCAUCUCUGCCUAUGUUAGGUCGACCAACCGAGAGUUGUAAUAUAAUGUAAUGUGGGUGAGUAAUUAUUUUUCUAAAUAAAAUCUGGGUUGUUCUUCGGUACCA
This is a messenger RNA of Triticum dicoccoides, 1624 nucleotides long. Its product is annotated as patatin-like protein 2. Gene Ontology annotation, molecular function: monoacylglycerol lipase activity; glycerophospholipase activity. The coding region runs from base 119 to 1354 and encodes 411 amino acids. The transcript is spliced from 3 exons. The record is from RefSeq and is a predicted model, not a curated record. Gene Ontology annotation, biological process: lipid metabolic process. Lineage: Eukaryota; Viridiplantae; Streptophyta; Magnoliopsida; Poales; Poaceae.